Molecule: messenger RNA, 762 nt
Organism: Plasmodium malariae
Lineage: Eukaryota; Apicomplexa; Aconoidasida; Haemosporida; Plasmodiidae
Product: fam-m protein
Exons: 2
Coding region: 1-762 (253 amino acids)
Source: RefSeq, a predicted model, not a curated record
AUGGAUCAAAAAAUUAAGAUGCUUUUUUUUAUAAAAAUUUCUACAUUUAUGCUUUUAACUUGGAUAUUCCAUUUUAACAGUGAAUUGAGUACAUUUAACAAAUUUAUCAAUAAAAACUAUAAACUUAGUAAAAAAUUAGAUACAAGAAGUUAUCGAAUAUUGAGAAAAUAUAAAAAAGAUAACAAUUCAAAUAAUGUAUUUUUAAAAAAAAUGUUUGUAAAUAAUGGGGGAAAUAAUGAAGGAGAUAUAUCUAAUAAUGAAAAGUGCAGAAAAGGAAAAAACAACCAAUUAAACAGAUGUUUAUUAAAUAAAGUACAAUACUAUACUGAAGUUAUAGAUUAUAAUAAUGGGAUGUUUGAUGGAAAACAUUUCCAUUUUCAAAAAAAAUGGAUUAAAAAAAAAGAUCAUGAUGAUUUUCUCGAAAAAAACAGAAGAAUUUGUGAUAUAACUUUAAAGAAAAUAAAAUUUAGAAAAUACCGAUUUGGAGUUGCUAUAUUUAUUAUUUUUUUAUUUUUGGGAAUAGCAUUAGCAGUAUUACCAAAAUUACCGUUUAUGAAGAGUGUAUGGAGAUCAAUUGAUAGUUUAUUAACAAACCCUCUGAAAGAAGCUAUAAAAACUGCGCAAAAAUAUGUAAACAACUAUCUUUAUUUAAUAUUAUAUACUGCAUUUUUUGUUAUAUUAUCUAUUAUGCUUAUAAUAGGGAUCUAUAAGAUGUUAAGGAAUAAUGAAAAAUAUAACAAAAUUAAGUUAAUAACAGAGUAA